AUGGAAGGUGAAAUUGAACCACACAAUAUUAAUUGGAAAAAUGAAUUUUUAAAAUUUGAUAAAGAAAUUAAACAAGUUUUAAAUGGAAAUGAUGAAACAAUAUUAAUAAACUUAUUUCACAUUGGAUCAACAUCAAUUGGUAAUGGAUUAAAAUCAAAACCAAUUAUAGAUAUGUUAUUAGUUGUAUCCGAUAUUAAUAAAUUGGAUGAUCAAAAAGUUAAAGAAUCAUUUGGAAAAAUUGGUUUUGAAUGUAUGGGUGAAUUUGGUAUAAUAAAUAGAAGGUAUCUAAGAAAGUCAAAUGAUCGGGGUAUUAGAAUAUGUCAAAUUCAUUCAUUUCAAUUUGAUAUAUCACUUUAUGAUAUAGAAAGACACUUAGCAUUUAGAGACUACUUAAUUUCUAAUCCAUCUUUAUGUAAAGAGUAUAGUGAAUUAAAAGAAAAUCUUAUCCAAAGUUCAAAAGAUAACAUUGAUGAUUACUGUAAUGGGAAAGAUUAUUGGAUUAAAAAGAUUGAAAAAGAAUCAUUAAUUUGGUUUUUAAAAAAUAAAAAAUAA
Dictyostelium purpureum is the source of this 552-nucleotide messenger RNA. RefSeq lists its product as uncharacterized. Lineage: Eukaryota; Evosea; Eumycetozoa; Dictyosteliales; Dictyosteliaceae. The transcript has a single exon. Bases 1 to 552 code for a protein of 183 amino acids. The record is from RefSeq and is a predicted model, not a curated record.